Molecule: messenger RNA, 521 nt
Organism: Oryzias melastigma (Indian medaka)
Lineage: Eukaryota; Metazoa; Chordata; Actinopteri; Beloniformes; Adrianichthyidae
Product: coiled-coil domain-containing protein 157-like
Source: RefSeq, a predicted model, not a curated record
AUGCUGUGUUCUAGAUCUAUCAGCUCCACCACAGAACUCUGUGAGCCCAACAGCCAGACGCCGGACCGCUCCAGAGGUCUGAGCGGAUUCAGCCGCUAUGUAAGGGGAGUUUUUAGGAGUUUGUUCAAACCUGUAAACGAGAACAAGCUCCAAAAGGAUUCCAUCUCAGCAGACCAAGAUGAAGCUCUGCAGCAAAAACAUCAGAUAAACGUCUUGGAAAAGGAAAAUGAGGAAAUGGUCCAGGAACUGAAGACGCUUCUGGACAAGUUUGUCUGUUUGUCAGACAACAAAGACACAUACAUCUCUGCAGGAGACCACCUCAAAGCUGCCCAGGACCAAAACUCCGUCCUCCAGGAGAAGCUUCUGCAGCUCCAACUAAAGAUCCAACAAGAGGAAGCUCCUCUGAUGACGACUCCGGGUGUCUCCACUGAGGAGUACAAAGAUCAGAUCCAGGCCUUAGAGCAGCAGAAGGAAGAUCUCCAGAAAGAAAUGGAAGAGCUCAAGAAGAAACGCAGCCAAGA